Pocillopora verrucosa is the source of this 4735-nucleotide messenger RNA. RefSeq lists its product as uncharacterized. Gene Ontology annotation, biological process: mRNA 3'-end processing by stem-loop binding and cleavage. Gene Ontology annotation, cellular component: U7 snRNP. The record is from RefSeq and is a predicted model, not a curated record. NCBI's taxonomy places the organism in Eukaryota, Metazoa, Cnidaria, Anthozoa, Scleractinia, Pocilloporidae. Gene Ontology annotation, molecular function: U7 snRNA binding.
AUGGCGGCCAAAACUACCCGAAAGGAGGUGAAUGAUGAAUUGGAUUUUUUAUCCUCAAAGUUCGAUCCAUUUAAAGCUCUGUACACCAAAGACCUUCAACCACCCGUCCCUAACAUAAAAGUAUUCAAUAAUUUGGUCGAAUAUGCGAUUGCAAUCAAGGAAGGAAAGACGAAGACAACCACAGUCUCUAGGGAGAAUAGAGCGAAAAGUGUGAAAUCUUUAGCAUCACAGACUGCCUCUAGAACGAAAAAUCUUAAACCGGAGUACAAACCAGCUGAGAAGGAAGGUCUGCAAGAAAGACUUAAGGCUAUUGCUGAAUCAAAAGCAUUUAUCGCUAAGAACAGAAAAACUGAGAUAAAGAUUGGUGGACGAGUGGAAGACGCAAAACUGCACGAAUUUAUGCUGGCCGAGGAAACAUAUAAAGCACAACAACGAAAGAAGAAACGAGUGGAUGUGAUACAAAAAAUGGAAGAUCUUAGUCAAGGACCUUUCAGAAUACUUCACACUUGUCUUACUGAGAGGCGCAAAAUAAAAGUUUGGACAAGGAGAUACAAAGGACUGCGCAGUGUCUUGGCUGGAUACCUUAUUGCUUUUGACAAACACAUGAAUCUUGCUCUAUUCGAUGUGGAUGAAGUGUACACCUUAGAGGAUAGUGUCGAACGGCAAAUGUCUCCCGAAACAACAAAAAAGAAGAAAAAGAAGAAAAGGAUAGCUUCGCUACUUGAAAAUGAAGAAGCAAAAGAAACGAGGAAAAGUGAAUCCGCUGACAACAAUUCCUCUUUAAUGCCGUCACGUGAGCUGGAAGAAGUAGUUACCAUGAACACUAUUGGUGAUGCUGCCAAUGAAGUGUUUGUUAGUGAUAAUCAGGUUGGCACGAAGACUGUCCUGCCUUGUACACAUAUUAAGCCUCGGUUACCUUCCCCUAAUUCUAAUGAAUCCAUCUUUGGAGACUAUAGCAAUACAGGUCAUUCUAGUUACGGUAAUUCUAAAGACGGUUAUGAAGAUUCCUCGUCACCUUCAGCAAAAGCCCUGAGUAUAGCUUUACAAGCUCCUUUUUUUCAUCGUGUUGAUCAUGCUCACAAAUCUCCUCUCAGAACUGAAGAUGAACAUUCUGUUAGUAGAGAAUCUGAAGAUACACAAGAUUCUAAAGGAAUCGAUGAUCCAGUAUCAAAGAGGACUUCUGAUUUUCGAAUGGUAAAAUUCCCGACGAGAAAUUUGUCUCGUGUUAGUGUCUGUGACAAUGGUAACAGAAAGAACGUUCAGAUUGGUAGCGCGGAAGAACUCACACAGACUCGCCAUCCUGAAUUCAUAAUAGAAGUGAGUCGGGGGACAGUAAAGGAGGACUGCCUUUUGUAUUGUACCGACGGAGAGGAACGAAUUGAUAGGACUGAAAGCACUAACGGAUCUAAUAUUUCGCAAGGGAAAACCAAUCCUUACGAUGUUCAUGCUAGAGACUUAAAUAAUUUGGAGGAAAAGAACCAAAACACAUCAGCUGAAACAUUAAAUUUGGAGCUUUGCGGAAUUCUCGAAGCAGCUUACUGUAGUGAAACAUCAGUUCCUUUUACUGCACGUGACAUUCGCCUGGUAGAUAAUGAAACCAUUUCACUUAAUCAGGAAAAUAAUGUAAAACAUGACAAGGAAGAAAGUGAACGAGUUGUGGCUGAAACAAAUUCUCCUUUGACACUCUUGGAGUGCUUUGAAUCAGAGGAAAGUGCAAAGAGGGAAGAGAAACGACCGGAGACUAUCGAGUGUGUGCCACUCUCCUCAAAGAGAGUUGAUGAUUUUGUUGGUCCAGUUAGUACAUCCUCUACCAAGAAUAGUAAAGGGGACUUAACUUCUCCCGCUACUUGUGAUGUGGCUAGUACCGCUGAGGAAAAGAUAGACAGGGAAACAGGAACUGUCUUUAACGCCACUUCAGAGUAUCGGAAGAUUGACCAUCUGACGUACAGGGGCAAAGUUCCGUCUUUGCAAUGUGGGGCAAAGCCUGUUGCCGAUGAACAAAGGAAAGAGGAAAAAGGAGUUUCUAUCCCAAAAGAGACGAAUAAAUCUAAGGAGGUUCAGGGUGAUGAUAAGGAAGAAGGUGAAAUUACUUCCGAGGAAGAAGGCGCUUCAGAGACUCAAAGGCAGAGUGAAAAAGGUAGAGAAGAAGGUGAACUUUCUUCGUCUGAUUCCGAUCUAGAGGUUGCUCUUGAUGCCUCUUCACAGGGAACCCAAAAAACAGCUCGUUGCAAAAGUAAAGUGAGUGAAGGCGAAUGUGAAUUGAGAAGAAUAAAAAAAGACUUGUGCUCAACAAGGCGCCAGUCGUCAACUGAAUUGCGCCAGAAAUCAUCUAAAGAAAAGUCCAGAAAACCUGGAAAUUCAGGAUGUGAUGGAGGAGCCUCUUUGUCUUCCACUAAAAACUCAGAUUUGAGGACAAAGUUAGGUCAAAUAAGAAAAAAGGGAUCAAUUUUAGCCUGUGGCUCUCCCGAUAGUGGCACUCAUGAUCGUCUCCGUGGAACACAAUCGGCUGAAAAUCAGGGAAAUCUGGAAAAAGUUAAACAAGAUGGCUUUAAAGCUGUAAAUCAAACGAGCAAAAAGGAAGUUACAUUGAGUGGAUCUUCUCAGACAAAGAGGAGACAAACAGGAAAGCAUUUAAGAGGAAGUGGGUCUUCCGCUGGUUGUAACCCAAAGAGUAAUGGACAAAGGAACCAAGUAAGAGGAAAGAAGGAAAUAAAUAAAGAAAGGAAAAGCAUUUCUCUACAGGACGAUGAUGAUAGAACAAAGAACAAAGUUAGACACACAAACUCAAGACGCAAAACUGAGGGUCGUUCUCACAACUCCCAGCUUAAGUUGAAUAAAACUGCUCCAAAUUCUUCACCCGAGUCAAAAUCUAGGGAAAACGGAGGGAAUUCACGCAGUUUUAAAAGUCAUAAACCAAAAGUUAGGGCAAAGGAAUCGACAGUCACUCGUGGCUCGCCGAUAUUGAAGAACAGUUACAUCAAAGAAGACAAGAAACUAGCGAAAGAUUCUGAAACUGAGCAGAAAAUGAAAACUAAAGCAUGUUCCCAAGUAUCAGACACUAAAAGUUUACCUAAACAUGUUAGGAUGCAAGAUCCGAAGAGUAGGGACUCAACUGGGAAGCGUGCUCAUCGAAACAACGUAGUUAAUCACUUAUCGGACUCAUCCGACGAGAGAAGCUUAGGGCGUCCUUUGGAGAGUGAGACAAAAGCCGUUGUCUCGACUCAUGCUAAGUGCAAUAGUGAGAGUGAUACACACGGUCGUAAGAUGGCAAGCUCACGUGUCUUAAGUUCACAACCCAAAGAGCAAAGUAAGUCUGCGAGUAAUCUUAAAGUGAGAGACGAAUCAAAACGAAUGAUAGCUAAUGCGGUAAAACAGCGGAACGACAAUAGAAAGAGGGAAUUAAAACAGGCUAAGACCACAGUUAAGGUUUCUCCACGAAAGGCGUCCAGAAAGAUUACUAAAAACGUUAUUGCGAAUUUUACCUCUAAAACUAAAGUUCAACUUGAACGUGGUGAGACGGGAAGUACCAGGAAGCGGAGAACUAGUAAUGACACGGAACUGCACCAUGCCAAGAAACUGCGUCGUGAACCGGAAGAGAACGGUCGGUCAAAACUUCCAAUGGAGGCUUCAAAAUUUGAGAUUCCCCUGUCUAACUUGAAACGUGGCGAGAAUGACAUUAAAAGCGGAUAUACAGAUAAUUCCCAGAAAAGCACCGAUGGACUACACAGCCCUCAGCUAAAAACGGUUAUGAUUGGUCGUAACAAGUGUUUGGUGUUUAAACAUCGUCAUAUUAACCAGCUGUUUCUCAGAGGAGAUAAUGUUGUCAUGGUAGCUUACGCAAAGUGAUGUAGAUGAUUGACUCUUAAGUUGAUUCUUACGUUAAAGUGAAGAAAAAAUUAUUAAUUAAGCGGUCAUUAAUGAAAUAUGAAACUGGAUUCAGCCCAAGUAAUAUUUAAAGUAAAGAUAUAACACACGCAUGCGUCUUUUUCACUGUUAGGAGAGGGGAAUGGUUCAAAAUCGCAACAAGUUUCUGGCUCGUGUGUUUUUGUUAUCUUUUUUUGCGGACCCUGACUUUACACAAUCUUCAUUACCAUUUAAGUUAUUUUUAACUGAUUGACCAUUAGAAACCUCUCAUUGAUUUUUUUAAGUCGCAAAAUGGGAACACUAAAACAUGAGAAUGUUUACGUUAAGGGAGUGCCCAACAAAAACUGCAGCACUAUAGAUUUCAUCUUUGGUUUUUGCUGGCUUUCUUAGCCCGUAACUUCACAAAUUGAUGGUUUUGUACGUCUUUAAAUGUAGUUAUUCAUCAUCGAAAGUAUGCACCGAAAAAACUUACGUUUUUUGAUCGCGCGCAUUAACAGAAUGAACACACUUUAAUCUGCAGAUCAAGCAGUGAAACGAAGCGCUUACUUCGGACCAAAUCAGGACUAUUUGACAUAUAGCCAGUUGUAAAAUAAACAGCUUCUUGAGUACAAGAUUAAUUUUCGAAAGAAUACCAAUCCGAAGUGUUCCAUCAAAAACGUUAUACCAACCCUUAAAAAAAUUGAAGAAUUUGUCCGAACAGUGAGCAAAUGAGGUUGUUACGUAAAACACUAAAAAGGUCUGCGCCUGCUAUUUAUUAGUUCUCUAUUUAUUUCCAGACUCUGAAGAGAAAGAUGAUCGUAUGAAGUUUAUCUAAGUUCCGGUAACAAAUAAAAAAUAUGUGCAUCUAUAUGGAAAAGGCCAAAUAAAUGAA